Messenger RNA from Pneumocystis carinii B80, 713 nucleotides. RefSeq lists its product as hypothetical. The record is from RefSeq and is a predicted model, not a curated record. Bases 46 to 669 code for a protein of 207 amino acids. Gene Ontology annotation, cellular component: nucleus. Lineage: Eukaryota; Fungi; Ascomycota; Pneumocystomycetes; Pneumocystales; Pneumocystaceae. The transcript is spliced from 9 exons.
UUAUAUAUAUAUAUACCUUGCCUUAUCGACAUUCUAUCCCAAAUUAUGCCUCAUAAUACAGCUUGUAUACACGAAGCACAAGAAGAUCAUGCUUCUUGGCUCUUCCCUCAUAUUGAUCUUGAUGGUAUUUGUACAUUUAAUGAAGCAAGGCAAGGAAUGGGCCGAAGUAUAGUGAAAUCAUGGAGCAACCGGCUUGAUACUACUAAGAUUCUUGAGAGUGAUGCAGAUGAUCAGCUAAUUCUAUAUAUUCCCUUUACAGGAAUAGUAAAGCUUAGGAGUAUUGUAUUGAGAUGUUUCCCGGAGGAAACAGCGCCCAAAAGAUGUGAAAUAUUCAUGAACCGUCAGGAUGUGGAUUUUGAUACAAUAGAAUCAUUAAAACCAGUGCAAAGUAUGGAUCUUGUUGCACCGGAAGAUGCAGGAGAAAUUAUAGAAUAUCCAGUAAAGACACAAUUUUAUCAAAGCUGUGAGAAUAUUACAUUAUUUUUUCCAGGGAAUUGGUCUAAAGAAGAGGAUCAAACACGUAUUUGUCUUUUAGGCUUUAAAGGCAUAUGGUCAGAACUCAAAAAACAACCAGUUAUUACACUUUACGAGGCAGCACCAAAUCCAAUGGAUCAUGUUCAUGAGCAAACAAUUGAUGCUGGACCUGUUAACAAUUUGUUUUUACAUUAAAAUUAACAAAAAACAACAUACAACAUAUAGAAAUAAACCGAAAU